This is a messenger RNA of Pyrus x bretschneideri (Chinese white pear), 2810 nucleotides long. Its product is annotated as receptor-like protein EIX2. Gene Ontology annotation, molecular function: protein binding. The record is from RefSeq and is a predicted model, not a curated record. The transcript has 2 exons. Bases 145 to 2649 code for a protein of 834 amino acids. Lineage: Eukaryota; Viridiplantae; Streptophyta; Magnoliopsida; Rosales; Rosaceae.
ACCCUUUUUUCUUUUCUCCAUCCGACGACUUUCGUUUUCAGCUCUCCUACCUACAUCGAUAAUCUUUUCCUAUAAAUUCGAUAUCGUACUAAUUUUAGUAGCUAAACAUCUCACCAACAAAGCAAAAAAAAAUUGUGUGUAAUAAUGGAUAGCCAUUGUCACCUCAGUAUUGCUCACUAUUUGCUUCUUUUGCUUUUGGUCUCUUCCUGCAUGCAGAGUACUACUAAACUCUGUUUCUGUUUGGCUGGUGAUGAAAUUUCAAGCAGUGUGAAGACAAAUUCAUGCAUUGACGAAGAAAGACAAGCGCUUCUCAUCUUUAAACAGCAUCUUGUUGAUCAUUCUGGUCGGCUUUCGUCUUGGGUGGGUCAUGAUUGCUGUCGAUGGGAAGGUAUUUCAUGCAACAACAGCAGUAGUCAUGUCGUGAAGAUGGACCUCCGGCAUCCAUAUGACUUUUUGGACGAUGAUGAGUAUGAAGAGUGGAGAAAUGCUUCUUUGGGAGGGAACAAAUUUGAUGGGGGGAUUGAAGAGUUCUGGAGGAGUCUCUCAAAUUGUCCAAGUAAUACAUUAAAGUCACUAGAUUUGUCUUAUUGCCAGCUUGAAAGCCAAUUGCCGGUCUUUUUAGGAAUGUUCAAAAGUUUGCAGAAUCUCAACCUUGGAGGAAACAAUUUGUCGGGCUCAAUUCCAGAUUCCUUCGGAAACUUGUCAUCCUUGAGAACACUAGCCCUCAAUUCUAAUAAUCUGCGGGGCUCAAUUCCAGAUUCCAUCGGAAACUUGUCAUCCUUGAGAACACUAGACCUCUAUUCUAAUAAUUUGUCGGGCUCAAUUCCAAGUUCCAUCGGAAACUUGUCGUCCUUGAGAACACUAGAACUCAGUGAUAAUAAGAUGAACGGCUCAAUUCCAGAAAGUAUUGGACAACUCUGUGAGCUAGUUUCCCUACUUCUGUUUGGUAAUUCAUGGGAAGGCAUUCUAACGGAAGCCCAUUUCAUAAAUCUUACCAGAUUACAAUAUUUUGAAGUAGGAAACGUAGACCGACCCACGUCCCUCAUUCUUGACGGGGCUUAUGACAGGGUUCCUCCUUUCAAGCUCUUCAGAAUUUAUAUCAUAAAUUGUCGGAUAAGUCCUGGUUUUUGGGUAUGGCUUCAAACUAAAACUGAACUGUCUGAUGUUAUCCUUCGGGGUAAUGGAAUCUCGGAUUCCAUACCUGAGGAAUGGUUGUUGAAGAUAUGUUCCCAACCUGGCUAUCUAGACUUGUCUUACAACCACUUUCAUGGAAACUUUCCAUCCCAUUUGAAAUUUCCAAAUUUAAUGUCUAUUGAUUUGAGUCAUAAUCAGUUGGAGGGCCCUUUACCACUUUGGUGUUUCCCUAAUGUCUAUUCCCUUUAUCUAGAAGGCAAUUUAUUUUCUGGGCCAAUCCCCUCAAAUAUUGACCAAAUGAUGCCCAAAUUGCAAGAAUUGUUACUUCAUGAGAAUCAUUUGAAUGGCACUAUUCCUCCCUCUAUUUGUAACAUGCAGAAGUUACAAAUCCUAUCUCUAAGGAGCAAUCAGUUUUCGGGAGAACUCCCUCAUGCAUGGAAUAUGGAGAGCAUGAUGGCGUUUUUAGAUGUUGGUCAAAACAAUCUGUCUGGUAAGAUUCCCACUUCAUUGGGGGUACUACGUUCCCUGGAAAUUUUAAAGCUCAACGACAACAAUUUUGGCGGUGAAAUUCCUGAUGCCUUGCAAAAUUGUUCAAGUUUGAGGAGUAUUGAUCUUGGAGACAACAAGUUAUCUGGGAAAAUACCUCUAUGGAUAGGAGGGUCAAACGUAUCUGAGUUGUCUAGGCUACGAUUACGGUCCAACUAUUUUAGUGGAUGUAUUUCCCAGCAACUGUGCAAUCUUCAAGGCCUUCACAUCCUCGACCUUAGUAACAACAGCCUUUCAGGUACUAUUCCCAUGUGUUUGGAUAACUUAACUUCGCUAGUCAAUGAUGAUCCUUAUGAAGAAUAUUAUAAAGGGUAUGAGCAAGCCACACUGACACUAAAAGGAGAAGAACUUGUGUACAACACAACUCUGUAUCUUGUAAAGAGCAUUGAUCUUUCAUCAAAUAAUUUAAAAGGUGAAAUCCCUGAAGAAAUAAGUAGCCUCAUUAUGUUGGGCACCUUGAAUUUGUCCAUGAAUCAAUUAAUUGGAAAGAUUCCUUCCAAGGUCGGAAACUUGCGUUGGCUCGAAACUCUUGAUCUCUCACACAACCACCUUUCGGGACAAAUUCCUCAAAGCUUGUCAUCUUUAACCUCUUUGUCCCACCUAGACUUGUCUUACAACAACUUGGUUGGAAGAAUUCCUACUGGAAACCAACUUCAAACGCUCAAUUUUUCGUCCAUUUAUGUGGGCAAUCAAUGGUUAUGUGGAGUUCCUCUCUCAACUAAGUGCCCUGAAGAUGACACUUUUAUUGCUAAGGAUGCAAAGGAGGAGAAUGAAGAUGGAAAGGAUAAGUUGUGGCUCUAUGUCAGCGUGGUAUUUGGCUUUAUCGUAGGCUUUUGGGGCGUUUGCGGCACAUUGAUCUUAAAGACAUCGUGGAGGUAUGCCUAUUUUCAAUUCUUCGAUGACAUCAAAGAUAAGGUAGCACUGGCAAUUGCAUUGAAAAUGGCUCGUUUCAAAAUGUUUUUAUUUUGAAGUUGGAUUGUGCUAAUAUAUAAUGUGAUGUUUUUCUCUUUUUACUUUGUGUUUUGGUAUUUGCAACUUAUGUAUUAAAUGAAAAAAUGUUUCAGUAAGUGUUCCCACAAACAAUUAUGUAACGGUUAUCCAUUUAAUACAAGAAUUCUAUCUAGUUUGUA